Molecule: messenger RNA, 1958 nt
Organism: Toxotes jaculatrix (banded archerfish)
Lineage: Eukaryota; Metazoa; Chordata; Actinopteri; Toxotidae
Gene: plcxd1.1
Product: phosphatidylinositol-specific phospholipase C, X domain containing 1
Exons: 7
Coding region: 363-1340 (325 amino acids)
Biological process (GO): lipid metabolic process
Molecular function (GO): phosphoric diester hydrolase activity
Source: RefSeq, a predicted model, not a curated record
CGGGACUCACUCACCGCUGAUGCACCCGAAGCACCCGGCACAUCAUACGUGGAUAAUCAGUAGUCGAAACUAAAAUGCGCCGGGCCCACCGUCCUCGCCAUCCCGGGCUGUGCAGGUGUAAGAGGUAACCGGACUGAGCUGCUGGGGAGGGACACGGCCACUCUUUAUAUCUGCGGAUCACAUCAUACAUGUUUUAUGUACAGCCAUGACAUUUUCCGAUGCUUUGGUAUGGAGGACUUCCUCUGGAGCACGCCUUUAAUUUCAGUCACCGUAUUUGGCCUCUCUGGUGGUUCGGCCGGUUCAGCUGGAUCAGCGACUGGAGGAAACAACAGCAGCACUUUGAUUAAGUGGUGGAGCUCAGUAUGUCCUCGGUGGUGGUGUCCCAGCUGAGUGAGCUGAGCCUGGGAGAGCUACCCAUGGAGAGCUGGAUGUCUCACCUGCCAUGUGCUCUGUGGGACACCCCCCUGUACCACCUGGCCAUCCCGGGCAGCCACAAUGCAAUAACCUACUGUCUGGAUAUGAAUGACAGAUCCCCUGUUGACCUCACCCAACCAGACAUGCUUCAAAAGCUGGACAAAUACAUGAAGCCUCUUAUUCGCCCCUUUGUGUACAAAUGGGCGAUAACCCAGGAGUACACUAUAAAACAGCAGCUGGACUGUGGGGUCAGAUACUGUGACCUGAGAAUUGCACACAGGCCCAAUGACAGCUCCACUGAUCUUUAUUUCUACCAUGGCGUUUACACCACACUCACUGUGGAGACUGUUCUAAUGGAGAUAAGGGAGUGGCUGGACGCCCAUCCCAAAGAGGUGGUCAUUCUCUCCUUCAGCCACUUCCUGGGCCUGAGCCAGGAGCUCCACAUGCUGCUGCUCACAACCAUACGCAAUGUAUUCACCUCCAAACUCUGUCCCAAAACGGAAGUGUUAACUCUUCGAAACCUGUGGGCUUUAGGCUACCAAGUGAUUGUUUCCUAUGAACACAACAUCGCCAGCUGUCACAGCGACCUGUGGCCACACAUUCCUUACUGGUGGGCCAAUAAAUGCAAAGCUGAGGCUCUAAUUGAGGAGUUUGAACACAGGAAGCAACACGGCAGACCAGGAGGUUUCUUUGUCACGGGAAUUAAUCUGACAGAAGACCUGAAGUACAUCUGCACACACCCAACAGAGUCCCUGAAGGACCUGGUGAUGUCCACGUAUCCGACUCUGCUCAGCUGGGUUACAGAGCAGACUCCCGGCUCCAGAGUGGGCUCUCUCAAUAUCAUUGCUGGGGAUUUUAUCACAGAGAGUCACUUUGUACCAACUGUUGUUACACUGAAUGAGAAACUGCUGAAAUGGUCCUCAUGACUUUUUUACCAGUAUGCAUUAAUCUGCAAAAAAAAAAAAAGUGAAUCACAGCAUGAAACACAAGCUUGUUUUGUUAAAAGCGACAGAAAAAAUACUUGAAUUAUUCAGUUAAACAUAAAUGCACUGAUUGAAGGCAGUGAAAUGUAUAUUUCAGUCUUAAAGCUGCUUGGAAACAGACCUUUGGUAUUUUGAGCUGCAUUUGUUUGUUUACAUUCAGUUCACUAUUUAUGCAACGCACUGUAUGAGUCCGUUCAGUCAGCGAGGUGGCCGGUUUUAUGUUACGGUGGCCAAAGCAAUAAUGUUAAAACUAAUCUCACCUUAACGUAGGCAUUUUAGAUAAGUAAGCACAAGCAAUGUAUUCAACGAGCACAUAUGACUAUAGGACAUCAGUUUUUAUAAAUAUGUGGGCAGCAAGUUUAAGAAGAAGCUCGACUGCAUCACCUACAAUACACGUAUUUAUCCAUAGAGAAUGUAGAGAGAACAUGAAACUUAUGCAAAAUGCAUGGAAAAGUUAUUUGCAUGAACCCAACCUUGACUGUUCUACCUAUAACUGACUUUAGCCAGCGGGUUAGGCCUUGAUCUAAAAUAAUGCUGCACCACUGUGCCUGUGAAGAUAAG